Scleropages formosus (Asian bonytongue) is the source of this 990-nucleotide messenger RNA. It is a transcript of the gene helt, whose product is annotated as helt bHLH transcription factor. Gene Ontology annotation, molecular function: protein dimerization activity; DNA binding. Bases 238 to 984 code for a protein of 248 amino acids. The record is from RefSeq and is a predicted model, not a curated record. Lineage: Eukaryota; Metazoa; Chordata; Actinopteri; Osteoglossiformes; Osteoglossidae. Gene Ontology annotation, biological process: regulation of DNA-templated transcription. The transcript has 3 exons.
UUCGGGAAACUUCCACGAUCAAGCGGCUACUGCGCUUUUUUGGGCAUCGCGGCUCUGCACGCGGGACACGGCGCGCGACUCCCCCGGCUCUCUUCUUGUCCCUGCGUUCGGUGAAAUACGGGUAACUUCGCGGCCUUAUUGAAUCGGGACGGGGGGACGGGGGACGGGGGCAUCUCGGUAAAUCACAGGAGAAAUUGCACGAAGUUUACCUUCAAGCGCAACGUGCAGAGAGAAGUAAUGGCCGCGCGCGCCUGUCUGCCUGGUGCAUCACUGACUGCCUCGAGACGUUCUCCCCCACAGAGGACCCCGAUUUCCCACAAAGUGAUCGAGAAGAGGAGGAGGGACCGGAUCAACCGCUGCCUCAACGAACUCGGCAAGACGGUGCCCAUGGCGCUGGCCAAGCAGAACUCGGGGAAGCUGGAGAAAGCGGAGAUUCUGGAGAUGACGGUGCAGUACCUGCGCGCGCUACACUCUGCGGACUUCCCGCGCGGCAGAGACAAAGGGGAGCUGCUCGCCGAGUUCGCCAACUACUUCCACUACGGAUACCACGAGUGCAUGAAGAACCUCGUGCACUACCUCACCACGGUGGAGCGCAUGGAGACCAAAGACACCAAGUACGCGCGCAUCCUCGCCUUCCUGCAGUCCAAGUCGCGCGCGCUCACGGAGCCCGCCUUCGGCUCGGUCGGCGCUGCGCACGACCCCGUGGACUACCUGUGCGCGCUGCACGUGCCCGCGGAGCGCCAGAGCCACUGCGCCGCGGACGCCGCGUUCCAGCACAGUCCCCCCCCCGCGCACCUCUCGUGGCACGGCUCCGCGCGCAGCCCCGCCGUCGGGUACCCGCCCGUGGCCCUGUCCGCGCCCGCGCCGCAGCACGCGGGCUACCUGUCGCCCGUGCACGGACUAGAGCACCACUACGUCAGUCUGAUCGGGCACCCGCACGCGAACGCGCUCGGUCUGCACGGCGCGCAGCACGCGGCUCUGUGAAAUACC